CCUCAGCCUCCCCCUGCCGUUCAUCGAAGGCUCGGAUCAACUUCUUCUUCUCCUCUGCAGACACCAGAGCACAGUUAUUAUUUUAUCACACACAUUUUGAAAGACUUAUGAUUUUAUUUUCAGCUAGUUAAGUUAGCUCGUUAGUUAGCCAACAUUAGCCGCCGGAUUACAGAAGAGUGGCAGCCCACUGGAGGAGAGUGUGAGGGAGAAGAACGCAAAAUCAUGAUGGUGCUUCUAUUAAUUGUCGCAGGCCUCGGGGUCGUGUCGUUACUGAUGAUUUUAUUUGCGCCCCAUAUAAGGAAAUAUGCAGCUGGAGGAGUGUGCAAGUCUGCGGCUCGGCUGGAUGGCAAGACAGUCCUCAUCACAGGAGCCAACACAGGGAUUGGCAAGGAAACUGCCCUGGACCUGGCCAUGAGAGGCGCUCGAGUGAUUAUGGCAUGCCGAGAUGUGGAAAAGGGCGAGGAGGCUGCAGCGAGCAUCCGUGCCGUUUGUCCCAGUGCACAAGUGGAAGUGCGAGAGCUCGACUUGGCAGAUACGUGCUCUAUACGAGCCUUCGCACAGAAGUUUCUAAGAGAGGUCAACCAGCUUCAUAUUCUUAUCAGCAACGCUGGGGUGAUGAUGUGUCCUUACAUGAAAACCAUAGAUGGCUUUGAGAUGCAGAUUGGAGUCAAUCACCUGGGGCACUUCCUGCUGACCUUCCUCCUGAUCGGGCUGCUGAAGCGCAGUGCGCCAGCCCGGAUCGUCGUGGUCUCGUCUCUGGCACACAACUUCGGCUGGAUCCGUUUCCACGACCUGCACAGCCAGGGCAGCUACAACAGCGGAUUAGCGUACUGCCAGAGCAAGCUGGCCAACGUGCUUUUUGCCAGGGAGUUGGCCCGCCGACUCAAAGGCUCCAAUGUGACUGUGAACUCGCUCCAUCCGGGGACGGUGAACUCUGAGCUGACCAGACACUCCACCGUCAUGACGAUACUUUUCACCGUCUUCGCCAUGUUCCUGAAAACCCCGCGGGAAGGCGCGCAGACAACAAUCUACUGUGCCGUUGCAGAAGAGCUGCACUCUAUCUCUGGGAAACACUUCAGCGACUGUGCCCCUGCCUUCGUGGCCCCGCAGGGCAGGAGCGAGGAGACGGCGAGGAGGCUGUGGGAGGUCAGCUGCGAGCUUCUUGGCAUCGAGUGGGACUGAUUCAACUUUUUAAACCGCCAUAUCUCGGUUCUCAAAGGAGCUCUCAUCUUUAAUCAUUUAUUUAAUUUGUUUCAUGACAGUUUUGAUGUAAUUUUGAACUUCUCUUACCUAAUGAGAUUGCAGCAGCCAGGUAAUGAUGUAAGAGGCGCCAUAAUGUGAAGUUGCUCUUUGUGUAAUAAUGCAGUAAUUAUAUUAUAAUAACUUGAGUAUUUUGGGAUUUCACAACUGGACCUUUCAGCAGUUCCUCAAACCAAAACCAUCCAAGCUGUAUUAUUUAUUAUGUGAACACAAAUACUUUGUUAUUAUAUAUUUUUGUGACACAAUGUGAACACAGUGUAGGCAAAAAAAUAAGCAACUUAAUGUGUUGUAAUGCUGUAGGAUACUGUGAAGGGUCAAGCCAGGGUAAAUGCAGAGCCUCCUUAUGGAAUUUGUGUUUUAUUCAGUUUAUCCUUUGGUUACUCUAGAACUCGCAGCCAAGUUGCUUGAUAUUUGUGCCAGCUUUUCUAUUUAAAAAAAAAUGCAAAAAUGCAAGGGUAUUUUUAAUGUUUCACGUUUGAAGAAAAUGAACAUAAAUGAAAGAGCGCUCUCUUUUGUGCCAUAAUUAGUCUACUGCUUAAAUUGCAAAAUUAUAGCCCAUUUAGUUUAUAAACAAGUCUGACUUUGUCAAAAAUUUGCAAGCCUUUGUGACACUUGCAGGGGAAAUUCCCGACAACGGCACAUUCCUGGGAGAACUACUGUUUUCUGACGACUACAAGGUUUCACCGAUUUCUGUUUCUUUUUCAGAAUUCACCACAAUAACGUUGCCAAGAGUUUACAGACGGUGAUGUUUUAUACAAAAGUGAAACAUGCCUUUUAAUAAACUUACAUUCAUGUCAAGAGUUGAAUGUUUACAUUUGAUGUAAAUAAAUGGAAGAAUUACUA
This is a messenger RNA of Myripristis murdjan (pinecone soldierfish), 2103 nucleotides long. It is a transcript of the gene rdh12, whose product is annotated as retinol dehydrogenase 12. Bases 223 to 1182 code for a protein of 319 amino acids. The record is from RefSeq and is a predicted model, not a curated record. The transcript is spliced from 8 exons. Lineage: Eukaryota; Metazoa; Chordata; Actinopteri; Holocentriformes; Holocentridae.